This is a messenger RNA of Lontra canadensis (Northern American river otter), 871 nucleotides long. It is a transcript of the gene OVOL2, whose product is annotated as ovo like zinc finger 2. Gene Ontology annotation, molecular function: DNA-binding transcription factor activity, RNA polymerase II-specific; RNA polymerase II cis-regulatory region sequence-specific DNA binding. Gene Ontology annotation, cellular component: nucleus. Gene Ontology annotation, biological process: epidermal cell differentiation; regulation of transcription by RNA polymerase II. The transcript is spliced from 2 exons. The record is from RefSeq and is a predicted model, not a curated record. NCBI's taxonomy places the organism in Eukaryota, Metazoa, Chordata, Mammalia, Carnivora, Mustelidae. The coding region runs from base 73 to 501 and encodes 142 amino acids.
ACCACAGGCACAUGCAGCGACCCCGCGGCCUACAGCUGCGAGCUGUGCGGCAAGGCCUUCCGCCUGCAGCGCAUGCUCAACCGGCACCUCAAGUGCCACAACCAGGUGAAGAGGCACCUGUGCACCUUCUGUGGCAAGGGCUUCAAUGACACCUUUGACCUGAAGAGGCAUGUCCGUACGCACACAGGCAUUCGCCCCUACAAAUGUGACAUCUGCAACAAGGCCUUCACCCAGCGCUGCUCCUUGGAGUCCCACCUGAAGAAGAUCCACGGGGUGCAGCAGCAGUAUGCCUACAAGCAACGCCGGGACAAGCUCUACGUCUGCGAGGAUUGUGGCUACACGGGCCCCACCCAGGAGGACCUGUACCUGCACGUGAACAGUGCCCACCCAGGCAGCGCCUUUCUCAAAAAGACGUCCAAAAAACUAGCGGCUCUUUUGCAAACCAAGCUGAUGUCCAUGCGCCCAGGGAAUGCCAACCUGAGCGAGGAGGAGGAGAAGUGAGGAGGAGGAGGCAGCCAGAGCUGCCGCGUUUACAGGGAUUUGGGGUCUUGAAGGUUUCCCCAACCCCACUUGGGUUCAGUUCAUCCCUCUUGCCCUUCCGGGGCUGGAGGCAGAGCUGGGGGAUCUGUUCUAAGGGUCAUCAGUGAGAAUCGUGGUGUCAGGCCCCCUGUAACCCACAUCCUGUUGACAGUCACAUUAACAAAAGUUUUUGGAUGGUCACGAUCACUGUAAGGCAUUUUUCUUUCUUUCUCUCUCCUUUUUUUUUUUUUUUUUUAAGGAUUUUCACAUGUGGAGGCCGAGGUGUUCUUAGAGAGACUCUCAUUUUAUGGUGCCUUGAAAUAAAAGUACUUCCACUUGCCAUGCUCCUCAA